Molecule: messenger RNA, 1320 nt
Organism: Penicillium cinerascens
Lineage: Eukaryota; Fungi; Ascomycota; Eurotiomycetes; Eurotiales; Aspergillaceae
Product: MFS general substrate transporter
Exons: 4
Coding region: 1-1320 (439 amino acids)
Biological process (GO): transmembrane transport
Molecular function (GO): transmembrane transporter activity
Source: RefSeq, a predicted model, not a curated record
AUGACCUUCAUCGCCCUCUUCGAGCUUGGAUCUUUAAUAUGCGGCGUUGCGACCUCUUCCAAUAUGUUCAUAGUAGGGAGGGCAAUCGCUGGAAUGGGGAGUGCGGGUGUGGCAAAUGGUGCACUAACAAUUUUAUGCGCCUCGGUACCUCUUGUGAAAAGAGCUCAUAGGCGUUGUGGUCUCGCCAUUAAUUGGUGGUGUAUUGACGGAGUAUGCGUCUUGGAGAUGGUGUACGUAUCCUCGGCUCUCCGAAAACAGUGUACUCAGUUACUAAGAAUCAAGCUAGGCUUCUACAUCAAUCUCCCCGUCGGCGGACUGGCAGUGUUUGCUCUUCUUUUCGUAUCAUUUCCCGAACCCAUUCUGAGAGGGCCUGGGCCGCAAUCGGAAAUGAGAGCCACAUCUUUAUUCUCUGAGCUCGACAUUAUAGGUUUUCUCCUCCUCUGCCCGGCCCUCGUUAUGUUUCUUCUCGCUCUCGAAUGGGGCGGAUCAGCAUAUAUUUGGAACAGUGCGAUGGUUAUCGGCCUCUUCUGCGGAUCGGCCGGGAGUCUGGCAUUAUUCUUGUUAUGGGAAUAUAAAAAGGGAGAUGCAGCGAUGAUUCCAUUGGGAAUGAUUAAACAAAGGGUGGUCUAUUUUUCUUCGCUGACUUGUUUUUUCCUUUAUGCGAAUAGCUUGGUCACUUCUUACUACCUGGCUAUCUACUUCCAAGGAGUGCGAGGCAAAUCACCGAUGUUUAGCGGUGUGUAUAUGCUACCGGGUGUCAUCGCUCAAAUGGCCUCUGGCUUUCUAUCUGGCUUGGCGGUAACCCGAAUUGGUUAUUACCUACCUCCUGCAGUUAUGGGAACAACCUUAUGCGCAGUCGGAGCUGGAUUAAUGAGUAUGUUCCAUCCGCAUACCAGCUUUGGUGCAUGGGUCGGGUUUCAAAUACUCGCGGGUCUGGGACGCGGUUGUGCGCUUCAAAAUCCUCUCAUAGCAGUCCAAAACAAUCUUCCUCCGUCCAAGAUCCCCGUCAGCAUGGCGUUUCUCUAUUUCUGCCAGACCUUCGGUGGAACACUGUGGCUUUCGUUCGCCAGCACACUUUUCAAUACUGGUCUUACAAACCUUUUACCCAUCUACGCACCAGAUGUUUCUGUUGCGAAAGUCAUGUCGGCUGGUGUCUCUGGAAUACGAUCUGUGGCCCCGCAUUCUAGUGUAGAUAGUGUGGUUAUGGCUUAUAAUAAUGCCGUUCAGCAUGUCUUUUACAUGGUCUCUGGGACUGCGACGGCAGCCUUUAUAUUUAGUUGGGGGCUGGGAUGGAAGAGCGUUAAGAAGAGAACAGACUAG